Cololabis saira (Pacific saury) is the source of this 1383-nucleotide messenger RNA. RefSeq names its product activator of 90 kDa heat shock protein ATPase homolog 1-like. Lineage: Eukaryota; Metazoa; Chordata; Actinopteri; Beloniformes; Belonidae. Gene Ontology annotation, biological process: protein folding; positive regulation of ATP-dependent activity. Gene Ontology annotation, molecular function: protein-folding chaperone binding; ATPase activator activity. The transcript is spliced from 9 exons. Bases 163 to 1179 code for a protein of 338 amino acids. Gene Ontology annotation, cellular component: cytosol. The record is from RefSeq and is a predicted model, not a curated record.
UGUCAGCAGACUCACAGCAGAGCUGAAGACACGGCAGUCACUCUGAGCCUGCAGGGAAGGCUACGAGCAGGGAUCUGAAAUCAAGGAUCAGGGAUCAAGGAUCGGGAGUCAGGAUCAGGGAUCAAGGAUCGGGAGACAGGGAUCAGGGAUCAGGGAUCACCGAUGGCCAAAUGGGGCAAAGGAGAUCCCCGGUGGAUCGUGGAGGAGAGGGCUGACGCGACCAACGUCAACAACUGGCACUGGACAGAGCGGGAUGUCUCCUCCUGGUCCUCGGACCGCCUCCGUCAGCUGCUGCUGGAGGUCCGGGUGGAGGGACCGGAGGGGGCGUGUCAGGUGACCGACAUCACCAAGCUGGACGGGGAAGCGUCCAUCAACAACCGCAAAGGAAAACUCUUCUUCUUCUACGAGUGGGUGCUGAAGGCCAGCUGGCUGGGUACGUCCCGUGGACUGAAGUACCGAGGAACUGUUGAUGUGUCCAACCUGUCGGACGAGAACGACGAGGACGACCUGGAUAUCUCUGUGUCUCUGUGUAAGGACCAGCCCAGCACGCCGCUCCUAGACCUCAUGAGGAGGUCUGGGGUUAAGGAGGUCCGCAGGAUUCUGGGCGAGUACGUCCGUCAGCUUAAAUCAGAGUUCAGUCAGGGGAUGAUCCUCCCCACCAGCGAUGGACAGGGGCCCACUGCACCUGCACCAGCGCCCAAGAACCAGGUCAAGACCAGUAAGACUCAGAUUACCUCCGCCCCAAAGUGCUCUUCAAGCCCCGCCCCCUGUCCUACAGGCGUUCGCAUCCCCACCUGCAGCUUUAACCUGAAGGAAACGUUCCAGACUUCUCCUGACGAACUGUAUAGGACUUUCAUCAACCAGGAGUUUGUCCAGGUGUUUACGCGCUCGGCGGCAGCUGUGGACGGUUGCAGAGGGGGACGGUUCCAGCUCCUGGACGGAAGCGUUAGUGGAGAGUUCACACGGCUGGUGCCGGAUCAGAAGAUCGAGAUGAGGUGGCGCUUCAAGACGUGGCCCAGUGAGCACUACGCCACCAUCAGCCUGGCAUUGGAGGACCGAGGCUCGGAGACGGCGCUGGAGAUGGAGUGUCGAGGUGUCCCUGCAGGGGAGGAGGACUCCACCCGGGAGGGCUGGAGCCGCUUCUACUUCCAGGCCAUCAAACAGACAUUUGGGUACUGAGGAACCUGGACCUCAUCUGACCCCGACCCAAGGUCCAAGACCUCACAACGGGGAGCUUUACAGGGACAGCGGACCCAUGUCCACCAGACAGAUUUGGGUCUUGGACGUUGUUAGAACGUGUAACUGUAAGCACGGCUCGGUUUACACCAGAAGAACCGCUGGCGUGUUUUUAGUGUGUCAAUAAAUUACAACCCUCUGUUCUGA